CGAAUUGUUUGAACAAUAAUGUGGUCAACAUGAUGGUAUCGUUUUUAAAACUCGAUGACAGACCCACGUCUUUGUUAAUACCUAAUCCAUGCUGGACCAGAUAUCAGAUGACGUCAAUGGCUCGAUCGAUGGUUGAGAACAGCAUCAGCGUCGCUUCCUCACUGCAGAGAAAUAGGACGGAGUACUUUCUACAGUAUAUCGUUGUGUUCGCUGAUUUGGAUUGCCCUGAUGCUAAAGGGUUUUUGUUGAAGGCCAGUGAGGAGGGCUAUUUCAAAUCACCAUACCGUUGGCUGCUGUUAGCACCUGAUGACUUUAACAGGAAUCUUGAGGUUUUAAACAAUCUGGAAAUAUUGGUGGAUAGUGACGUGGUGAUUGCUGAGAGAAACGACUAUGGAUACAUAUUUACUGAGGUUUACAAGAUAGCCAAAAAUACAGAACUGAUUUACACGACGAGAGCUAUAUGGCGUCCCAUCAAUAGUAAACAUAAUAAUUAUCUUAAAGCACAUAGUAAUAAUACUAACUUCGCUAUAUCUGAAGAUAACGAAAGGAACACGUUAAACACAAGAAUAGUAGACACUAAGCAUGGCAUCACAGAAGAUUACAGAGGAUCCACAUCGUUGUCUUUCAGACGAAAAGAUUUGAGAGGGCAUGUGCUUACAAUGGGUAAUGUGAUCACCGACAGUAAUGAAACGAGAGAACAUUUAGACGAUAGAUUGUUACUUCAUCAAGAUUUGGUAACGAAGAUGUCGUACGUUAUCGUGAAGAUAUGUUUUCAGAUGCUAAAUGCUACAGAACGACUUCUGUAUACCUCCACUUGGGGGUAUAAAGAUAAAAGUGGCAACUAUAAUGGACUCAUUGAAUAUCUGCUGAAGAAAGAUGCUGAUUUAGGUACCAUGGCAUUCCUUACAACAGAUCGCUUGGACGUUAUCGACUACAUAGCCAUGGUGGGAUCAACAGGCGUCAAGUUUGUCUUCCGGGAACCCCCUCUCUCGUAUGUCUCCAAUAUCUUCACACUACCUUUCACGAGGGAUGUUUGGCUGGCCAUUUUAAUUUGUGUUUUGGGAUGUGCCCUGUUUUUAUACAUUACUUCUAAAUGGGAAGCCACGGUGUCUCUGAACCAAUUUCAACUGGACGGCUCGUGGGCUGAUGUCCUGAUAUUAAUCAUAGGAGCAGUUUUACAACAAGGCUGCACUCUGGAACCACGAUACGCUUCUGGUAGAGCUGUAACCCUCUUACUCUUCAUAGCUCUGACAAUCCUGUACGCAGCGUAUUCAGCUAACAUUGUGGUACUGCUGAGAGCCCCCAGUUCCUCAGUGAGAACUUUAUCUGACCUUCUCAACUCGCCUAUUGAACUAGGAGCUAGUGAUGUUGUAUAUAAUAGAUAUUUCUUCAAACAAUUGAACGACUCGCUACGGAAAGCUAUAUACGAUACAAAAAUAGCGCCUAAAGGGAAGAAACCUAAUUUUUACAAUAUGGAAGAUGGAGUAGAGAAAAUUAGAAAGGGUCUCUUCGCAUUUCACGUAGAAGUAAAUCCAGGGUACCGUUUGAUACAAGAGACGUUUCAAGAGAACGAGAAAUGUGAUUUGAUGGAGAUAAACUAUUUUAAUUUAAUAGAUCCUUGGCUGAUCGGCCAGAAGAAGUCUCCUUUCAAAGACUUGUUCAAAACCAACUUUAUAAGGAUUCGCGAAACGGGUAUCCAAUCCAAUAAUCGCCAGCGUCUAGUUAUACCCCGGCCGCGCUGUUCCGGCCAAGUAGCCACGUUUAGCAGUAUUGGCAUCGGUGAUAUGUACCCCGCUAUGUUGGCCACACUGUACGGCAUGCUGAUGGCGCCCGCUGUGCUCUUAGUGGAGAUUGCUUAUUGCAAAUUGAUGAAAGCAAGAAAACAAAGAAAGCUUAAAACGAUUUAUCCCGAGAAUAAUUAUAUUGAUCUUGAAUAAGUUACAUUAUCACUAUUUUAAAAUAUAAUUAGAACUAUUGUUAUAGUAUUAGAUGGUAGUUGCAACGGCAGAGCAAUCAAAUUGACAAAACUAGUUCAACAGUCAACUGCCAUCCCUCGUAUAAAUACAAAUGAAUUCUACCUCUAUAAAAAAUUUGUAAAACAAUAUUAUGUAUUCACACUUUAGUAGAUAUUUCAAAUGUACAUUUAAGUAACGAGUAUUCAGUAAUUCCUAAUAUUAGCACAGCUGUGCAUCAUGGAAUGCAAAUGCAAACCCAUAAAAUGAGUUUUAGAGCUGGGAAGCUUCAGUACCCUAUAUUGGUUUAAGCAUAGACACCUAGGUCUGGAAGUAGGAAGUAACAAUUGGAACCGGGAACGAAGAUAAGUAAGACAACUGGGAUCAUUAAGAAUAUUAUAAAGGACA
Molecule: messenger RNA, 2360 nt
Organism: Galleria mellonella (greater wax moth)
Lineage: Eukaryota; Metazoa; Arthropoda; Insecta; Lepidoptera; Pyralidae
Product: glutamate receptor-like
Exons: 12
Coding region: 30-1937 (635 amino acids)
Cellular component (GO): membrane
Molecular function (GO): ligand-gated monoatomic ion channel activity
Source: RefSeq, a predicted model, not a curated record